Messenger RNA from Acanthaster planci (crown-of-thorns starfish), 4305 nucleotides. RefSeq lists its product as uncharacterized. Gene Ontology annotation, molecular function: zinc ion binding; single-stranded RNA binding; double-stranded RNA binding. Lineage: Eukaryota; Metazoa; Echinodermata; Asteroidea; Valvatida; Acanthasteridae. Gene Ontology annotation, cellular component: precatalytic spliceosome. The record is from RefSeq and is a predicted model, not a curated record.
ACUAUUAGUAGCACUUUUAUUUUUUUAUUAGUAGCGCUGCGUGUGAUGUGAGUGCUCAGGGAUUUCUUGAGAUGUGUUGUAUGAUACAUUAACGUGAACGUGUUAACCUGUCAUCACUAUCAUGAGUUAUCGAAGACCACUGCAUGAGCCCUUCUGGCAGGGCCAUGGGCCAGGUGACCCAUCAUCGUACCAUCAAAGAGUUUCUUCUGACGACUUUGGUCCGACCACAACCUUUAACAUUGAGGAAUACAUGUUUGGCAAUGAGGCCCAGCAGCCCUAUCACCAGGAGCCGUCUGCAGGGCCAGCCGGCCAGGCGUAUCUGUUUGGCUCUCAGUAUCCAUCAGUCACUGAAACCCACGGAUACCAGCAAAAUGAGGGACCAAAUCCUGCCUUCAACCGUAGCCCAAAUUGGCCGCCGAAUUCCAGUGCAGCCACGCCACCAGUUUACGAAAAUCAUCCAGCUAGUCAUGUGCAUGAUGGGAGGAUGGAUGCCGGUCCGUCCAAAGUUGGACCGAGCAACCAGCAGCCACAGGUUCAUUUAAACCAAGGACCACGCCCACAGCCUGACCGCCGUAGGAGUGGAACUCGAUGGAGGGAGAACACUCCACCCAGGAGUGGCUCUACCUACGGCCCCCCAUUUUCAACCAAAGUCCUGCACAUCGACAGCAACGAGCCUAAACCACUGGGUGUCACCAAGUUCAGCUGUGCUGACAGUGACCCCGGCAUGGCGGAGAAGCCCGAGCUGCUGGCUGAGCCCCGCCUGAAUGCUCCCCCAGACCCGGCGGAAGCUACAGAGAAGACAAAUGACCCUGACAUCAUCCUUCAUCCAGUCACCAAGGAGCCUGUGAAGAGGAAACCGAACGGGACAUACGAGCUCGUCGGAGGAACCACCAAAAAGAAAGCCAAAAGUGCCCCUCCAACAUGUCCAAAACCAAGGAAACUACCUGAGGAAAUCGGGGACGGAUGUUACUGUGAGUUGUGUGAUGUUGUCUGUAGUGGACCGGUCAACCUCAGGAUGCACAUAAAUGGAGCCAAGCACAAACUGAAUGAAGCUAAAGUAGAGAAAGGAGAGGGUACCAUUAUGCGCCGAAGGCUGGACAAAAAAUUGCGGUCAAGAUUUGAAAAGGAAGGACCCAUUCCGAGCAGCCACAACCAAGAGGAGACACCAUUGAUAGGCCUUGACUUCGUAACUCGAGUUGUGGUUCCAGACCAGGACGAGAGCGAGGACCUAUAUGAGUGCAGCUUGUGUGACAAGAAGGACCUGCGUUCCACAAGCGUCUACGAGCACGUCCUUGGCCGCAGCCACAGGAAGGCCUAUAUUAGAAAGCUCAAGCCCGAUCUAGCCGACCAGUAUGCCAGCAUUGCCACUGUCUAUAGCAAGAAUGGACAACUGAAGCGUCGGCCGGGCAGCGACCUGUCAGCCCUGCUCAACGGCAUCAUCAAGGUCGCUGCCAAGCGGGACGGGCCUGGCGAGAUGCAGAUCCGACUGUAUAACGAGAAGGAGGUUGACGGUGAUGGCACAGAAGACUAUGGCAUAGAGAACUACGAAAGUGAUCCUGAUAAUCCAGUGGUUGAUCUGCCACUUGGCAUGGAGCCAGAGGACCGAGGGAAUGUUGACCACCCAGGUCGAAAACGCCCCAAUCUACUAGAGUAUCCAUCCAUCCCUAGGUCCCCUUACAGGCAUGUGGAUCCCCGCCAACCCUCGGAGAGCACCCCUGAGAGAGGCAGUUGGGCUACCCCCUCAAGAACCCACUCCCACCAGCGGUCUAACAGAAGAACAAUCCCGGACCGCCCGUCACGCAGCUACGACCCCCGUGCCUCACCCCCGGGCGACAGCCUCAGGACCCACUCAUUACCCGUCUGCCAUCCUGGUCCACGUCAUUGGGACAAACCCCUCCCAGUGCCCCCAGCGCCCAGUGAUCACCACCUCUUGCCGCAGUCUGUGAAGCGGUUAACCCCAUGGUCAGCAUCUCCGCCCCCGACGGCCCUAGAUGUGACACGCCUACCUCCCAAGGAAACCCUUCCAACUUCAAACCAAAACCGGUUGCCAGCUGAUUUAUCUCCGCUGACAGAGGAGCAGCUGCGAUUUUAUUGCAGUGACAUCUUCAUUGCUCAAGAGUACAGACGUCGGUUUGGCGAUCGCCCUUCCUCACAAGAAAGUAACCAGACCAAUGACAACAGCAACAGAAUAAGUCAAGCCAAAAUGGAAGGAGUCUCAGUGGAAACACUGCUAGAAUCAUUGUCGGACACCAUGGUUCAGAGCGAGGACGAUGCCAAGAUGGCCAUGGAGCUGACCCGGGCACUAACCCAGGCCACGCUCAAGUUCAUGCUGCAAGAGAAGGACUUUGCCAUUCAGAAGAUGGAUGGGAAAAGGUGAGAAAGAUGCUGGAAACAGGACGAUUGGAAAAUCGUCACUGGGAGAAAAAAGAGAAACACAGGGUCGAGAAAAGCCCACAGGUUGUGAUACCCUGUCCAUCCACGCAAGCUAACUUGAGUUCAGGAGCCAGACUUUUUCACCCACCAGCGAAGGGACCACUGCCAUCGUUGAAUACAAGAAGAGAGAUCUGCAUACUCAUUGGAUAGCGAACGCCCUGCACAAAUGAAGCCACUGGAACUCAAAUGAAGCCAAAGGUGGCUACCAUUACAUUUGACACAGCAUAGUGUACAUCAAGGUUUUCCAAGUUUUCCAAGCAGUUUGGAGAAUUUGUUGGUUAAAGAUAAAGGAAUUAUUUUUACCCAAAUACCCCUAGCGUACAAGAUAAUAUUGUAGUGUGACAGUCUUAGGGCUGGAUCACUAUCAAUGAUCUGUUGUUGGUUCGCUGAAAGCAGAACUGGCCUGGAUAGUGCGAACCAGCUCUGGGAUCGCGAUCAUCCAUAUGAAACAAAUAUGGCCAUGAUGUAUAAGAACAGGCAAGUGUAGAAGAGAUCUUGAGACUCCCACUGACAUUCUGGGCCUUGUUUGUUUCACACAGAUUCAGAUCCCAAUUAGUACUUCCAAUACUACAUUUGGUUUGCUCAAUCCAUUGGGCAGAUCCAUUGUUGGUGAACCAACAACUGACUCCAUGAGACCAGGAUUCAGUGGAAACAAACAGGCCUUAAAUCAUAUGCAUCAUCAAAUGUUGGGUCUGCCAACAUGGGGCCUAGUGACUUCAGCUCUCAAACUACAUGUGCUAUCCAGUCGGUGUAUAAAGGUCAGUGAUGCAAUUCUGCCUUGACUAACUGUAAGUUGCCACACUUUGAGAGUAAUCGAUGAAGUUGGCUUUUGCAGUGUUCUAGGGCAAGUUCUACCAACAGUAAAUGUUAAUCAUAGUUGGACCAAAGUCACCCAUCGGGAUGGCUUGGACCAUCUACUCAAUUAUUUAAAACCAGGUCCCUAGGGUAUGGUUGCAUCGCUCACUAUCAAUAGCUGAUUAAUUUAUCAAUAUAGAAGAAACUAUGCACAUGAAAAUAAUUGUACAAGAUGUCAUUGUCCAUGAACACUGUCAGAGUUGUAACUAUGCGCUUUUGCAAAACAGUUUGGCUGAGGUCGGUUGAGUGUGAUGGUACUGUGCAUGUGUAUAAUUAAUCAGAGGCCAAACUAUAGUUCAUGCUCAAACUUGCCCCAAGUGAGACAGUCCAUAAAAGUUUCUGGGUUUUGGGGGCCAAAUAGAUAGAAAUCACUCUCUUCUCUGUCCGUCAAUACAGCCCCCUCACUGAAGCACGUGAACUGGUUGGGCAGUGCUCAAGACAUGGCAAAAGUUUGAAACUAUCAGGGAAAUACCGUGAACAGACUAACUUUUACUGGUCCCCUCUACAGAGUUUUUGUACUGCAUUCAUUUAAGUUUUCUCGUAAACAAUUUGUUUCAUAGUGGUAAAGAUGGUGCCCGUUAACUGGUUUCAAACAGAAUUCCUGCCAGCAGAAAGUGGAUCUUUUAUUUUCCACCAAAGCUUGAUGGCUCAACAAGGCUUUUAAUAUAUGAUAGUUUUGUGCGUCGUGGCAACUUAGCAAGCGGUUUCAUUUCAAAAAUGCUGCCAUUAUCCAACGUACGUAGUAACAUCUCUUUGUACAAGCCCGUGUCAGUGCUGUGUCGAUCAUGACCCUACAUAGUACAAAUCUUAUACUUGUAGUUUUAUUUCAAGUCCCUUUCUAAUGCACAUUUGUAAUGAAUAUACACGGCUGUAUGAAAAACUGCCCAUUAUCUGUGUUUUGUUUGCCAACUUACAUUGGUUCCAACCAAAGGAACCUCCGUUGCUAGGAAAAUUGCACCCUCUCUUGGUCCAGCUCAAGGCUCAUAAAUCCAGUCACGUAUUCUACAUGGAAGUAUA